This is a messenger RNA of Callorhinus ursinus (northern fur seal), 3385 nucleotides long. The record is from RefSeq and is a predicted model, not a curated record. Lineage: Eukaryota; Metazoa; Chordata; Mammalia; Carnivora; Otariidae.
GGCUUACUGAAAUUAGGCUGCAGUUUCAGUGAUGAGUCAGACCUGUCCCCUGCCACCCUGUUAGCUACUUCGGUGAAGGUACAAGUAAGAAGCUGGCGAAACAUAGAGCUGCAGAGGCUGCCAUAAACAUUUUGAAAGCCAAUGCAAGUAUUUGGUGAGCUAAAUUUCUUUGUAUUCUGCAGCUCAAAAAUAUCAUGGCUGAGGUAAGAUUGAAAGUUUGAACACGCUCACAAAAGCAACAAAGUGAACAGUUGUUAGUACCUGGCUCUAAAAUUUUAUUUCCUUAUGAAAACCUGUCAUCCCUUAAAGACAACUUUAUCCUUAAGAAAUUCAAUCCAGCAAUUAACUGUUAAAUGAAAGCUCUCAGGAACUAGGAUUUUUUUCCCCCUCAGUGGGAUGCAACAGUAGAAGACCCCAGUUUUUCUGGCAAAUAUCUUCCUGUGUUAAGAGUGUAAUAAUUUCUACACUACAUAAAAUAAGUUAUGAAGUGGAAAAAGAUCAGUGGAAAAUACUCUUUGGAAGAUUCUAAUUUGGAAGGAGACGAAGAGAUUUCCUUUUAUUAUACAAUGUAUACCAAAAUACAAGAUGUUAAGUGGGAUGUUAAGUCUUGAUGGGAUUUUUUCAAAAUAAGUUGGUUGUCACUUUAGGUGCUUUUGGAGAGUAUUGGUCCUGGAGCAUCUCAUGUAUUCUAGAGUGAUGUCCUUUGGUUUCUAAUGGACACACUGGAGCAUGCUGAGCCUUUAAGUUCUUCUCCUUCCUGCACUCAGUUAUUCCUAAAGUACAGUCUGGUGUACCUGCUCAGAGUUGACAGCAGAGGCCCGGGGGAAUUUAGGAGAGGUUUUUCUCCAGCUUCAAAACUUUUGGUCUAGCACGUACUUAGGUUCUCAUGCAGUGCUCCUCCCCUUUCUAAGCCCUUCCAAACCAUUCGAGUAGUUUAGAAUGAAGCAUUGACAAGCUUUGACUCUCACAAAAUGGUGCUUGAUUCCCUGGGAUCCUAUGUUAUAGCUGAUUUAUGCUGGCUUUGUAGACAUGCCAGAAGACAUGGCAGGUAUUGGAUUCUCCCCUCGCCGGUGGUGACCAGGCUAUUUCUGUGCAGCCCAAAGGUCAACCCAAAGUGUGGAGUGUAUUUGUAGAAAUGAACAUACAGAGUGUCCUUUCUGCACAUGGGCACUUCACUUUGUCAGCAAAAAAGGCUAACAGACUUUACUAUAUAUUUGUGCUUCUUGACAGAUAAGAUGGGAAUUACUAAGCUGUAAUCAGGUCUAAAGUGGCCUCAUUUAAUACAGAGACUUUCUCACUUCUCCAUCACAAUUAUUUGGGUAGCUUCGGCGUGCAUCAUUGUAAGUGAAUAUUCCUAUCUCAUCAGCCUCCAUAAAGCUUGACAUUCUGGCAGGUGGAAAAGCAACCUGAAGAAGUGGCAAUAACUGAACCUCUUUGGUCAUGGAAGAAAUGAAUCUUCAGUCGCCUAGGUGGUAGUAACCUUGAACGUAGCUUUACUCAGUGCUAGACACUCAUCGCCUAACUAACUAGUAAUUUCAAACUAGUUAGGAGACAUUAUUCUCUUUUUCCCUAAUCAUAGUCACCAUAUUGCCAGAACCAGAUUCAUGCAGGCCAUACAUAUAAAUCUUAGGAGGAUUAUUCUAGCUUAGAACAGAUGAUAGAUCAGACAGAUUUGUCUUCCAUAGUUAUUUGAGUGAAAAAACAACUUUAUAAUCUGUAUCAUUCCCAUUACCAGGCUAAAUUUCCCAAUUAUUAGGCUUCCCUUUUUGUGUCAUUGUAAUAGUAGUAUGCUUUAUUUAAAUACAUUUUUAUUGAGCACCUAUUAUAUGCACAGUCCUGUAAGGCUUACGGAGGUAAGUAAUACAUAGGCUCUGUCAUCAAGGAUUUUACAUCUGAACGCAGGAGUGGUGUGGUGAGGGAUGGACAAAUUACAUGUAUUUGCAAGAGUAUAUAACUUAUGGUAAAAUAAUUUGCGUAAGAAAGGGUCAACCUAAACGGUAAUAAUGGUUCAAAGGAGGGAGAAAUUAUGUUACAUUAGCGUAAUAGGAUAGGUUUCUUAGAGAAAGUGGCAUAUGAGCUAGACCGUGGACAGGGGAUAGGUCACAUUCUCAUAGAGGAGGUGGGGUAGAAGGCUAUUCUGUGGAGAACAGCAGAGGCAUAGAGGAUUAAAUAAGAAAUGCUUGUCAUUUAUUUAAUAGUGUGGGGGAAAUUAUUUUGUUUUAUAACAUUUUAAAAAAAUGUUUAGCUUUGCAGUUCCUGACCCCUUAAUGCCUGACCCUUCUAAGCAACCAAAGAACCAGCUUAACCCUAUUGGUUCAUUACAGGAGUUGGCUAUUCAUCAUGGCUGGAGACUUCCUGAGUAUACCCUUUCCCAAGAGGGAGGACCUGCGCAUAAGAGAGAAUAUACCACAAUUUGUAGGCUAGAGUCAUUUAUGGAAACUGGAAAGGGGGCAUCAAAAAAACAAGCCAAGAGAAAUGCUGCUGAGAAAUUCCUUGCCAAAUUCAGUAAUAUUUCUCCAGAGAACCACAUUUCUUUAACAAAUGUAGUAGGACAUUCUUUAGGAUGUACUUGGCAUUCCUUGAGGAAUUCUCCUGGUGAAAAGAUCAACUUACUGAAAAGGAGCCUCCUCAGUAUUCCAAAUACAGAUUACAUCCAGCUGCUUAGUGAAAUCGCCAAGGAACAAGGUUUUAAUAUAACAUAUUUGGAUAUAGAAGAACUGAGCGCCAAUGGCCAGUAUCAGUGUCUGGCCGAACUCUCCACCAGUCCCAUCACAGUCUGUCACGGCUCCGGGAUCUCCUGCGGCAAUGCACAGAGUGAGGCAGCUCACAACGCUCUGCAGUAUCUAAAGAUAAUAGCAGAAAGAAAGUGAGCCCGAAGCAACCCCAAAAGCCCUCGGUAGCACAUAAGAAAUCCCCCUUCAGCCCUUUCCGAGUAAAACAUUUACUACACUUGAGUUUGUGUGGUGUUUCUAAAUUUCUUCAUAGCUUCCAUCAACACUCCAGGUUUAAUGAUCUCCUAGUAGUUAUUAAGCUCUUUUUAAUGGCUUCAACUUUGUAUUGGUAUACUGUAUUUAUAAACUUUGUACCAUAAGCAGAGUGUAGCACCCAGGUUACAAUGCCAUGUACAUACAGGGAAGAAACUGCAUGUUCGUCACUGAUGAUGAAGAUGAAGAUGUCAAAGAAACAACACUGCUAGCAACAGUCGUUCUUACUGGUGCUUAACCUCUUUGCGCAAGGCUUUGUACAGGGAAUUCGAAGGAAGCCCCUUAGAGUUGGGAGGAACACGCUAACAAGCGUUUAUUGAAUGUGAUUAUUGAAUUUCAGGGAACAUGAUUGGUCUGCUGUGCAUUUGAAUCCAUGUAAUAAAGAGCUGUUGUUGUAACAG